AUGGGAAACAAACUGUGCUGCAUUAACAACGACUUGCAAAACAGCAAGUCGAGCAUAGAUAUAUAUAAAUAUGACCCGAGAGAAAUAUACGGAGAUUAUGACGACUGGACAUUAGAGAGCUGGAUCGACAAGUACAAAAAUGGAAACUCAAUUAAGGUAGCCUUUCCAGAUGGUAAUGAAAUUCAGUGCCACUUUAAAAUUUUUCUCAAGGAAAAAUGUUUUGAGUUAUCCCUGGACAAUAAAGUUCGAGUUAUCAAAUUUAAUGACAUAAAUUGUAUACUUCACAGAAACAGCUGCGAAUCGUUAUUAGAGUCAGAACAAAAUUUAUUAAAGUCCCCGAAGGUCAUAGGCAUCCGCUUAAUAAGUACACUUAAGGCCAUUGCGUUUGCCAUGGACAGCCCAGGAGAGGCAAGGAUGUUUUACGAAUUUAUAGAAAAGUACUGCCUAAAUGAUACCGAGCGGGAAAGGAAAAACAUCGAGAGGGAAAACAAAGACAUCGAGCGGGAAAACAAAGACAUCGAGCGGAAAGUUCCCCGGUACGCAUGA
Messenger RNA from Plasmodium cynomolgi strain B, 546 nucleotides. RefSeq lists its product as hypothetical. The record is from RefSeq and is a predicted model, not a curated record. The transcript has 2 exons. The coding region runs from base 1 to 546 and encodes 181 amino acids. NCBI's taxonomy places the organism in Eukaryota, Apicomplexa, Aconoidasida, Haemosporida, Plasmodiidae.